This is a messenger RNA of Anas platyrhynchos (mallard), 2604 nucleotides long. It is a transcript of the gene CRISPLD1, whose product is annotated as cysteine rich secretory protein LCCL domain containing 1. The record is from RefSeq and is a predicted model, not a curated record. Gene Ontology annotation, cellular component: extracellular region. Lineage: Eukaryota; Metazoa; Chordata; Aves; Anseriformes; Anatidae.
GUGACCGCCGCGCGUCACCGCCGCCCGCGAUAAAUGCCCGGCGGGCCGGGAGCCGGGAGGAAGCGGCGCGGAGCUCCUGGGGGAGGCCGGCGGAGGGGGAGCAGAGGCGUGAGAGCGCUCGGCGGUACCGAGCAGUGCCCAGCCGUGCCCAGAGCGGUCUCCCCAGCCGGCCCCCCGGCCCCUACGUGGGCCCGGCGAGGAGGUGGGCGGCGGAGCGAGGAGGCGGCCGCCGCCGGAGGGCCAACAGACCUGGAAGAAAGACUUUGUCUUGGAGCUAACUCCUGAGCAUUCUGAGAUCAUUCAUCAUGAAGUAUGUAGUACAGGAAUGGCUCAGAGUAACUACCUUACUAUUCAUAGCUCAAGCAAUUUCUGCAAUGGUUCUUCCCAAUGCCACGCUCUUAGAGGAACUUUUGGAAAAGUACAUGGAUGAAGAUGGUGAGUGGUGGAUCGCCAAGCAGAGAGGGAAAAGGGCUAUCACAGACAGUGAUAUGCAAAGUAUCUUGGAUCUUCAUAAUAAAUUACGGGGUCAGGUGUAUCCACCAGCUUCCAAUAUGGAAUAUAUGACAUGGGAUGUAGAAUUGGAGAGAUCUGCAGAGUCAUGGGCUGAAACCUGCCUAUGGGAGCAUGGGCCUGCAAGCCUUCUUCCGUCAAUUGGACAGAAUCUGGGGGCACACUGGGGAAGGUACAGGCCUCCAACAUUUCAUGUCCAAGCAUGGUAUGACGAAGUGAGAGAUUUCACGUAUCCACAUCCUCAUGAAUGCAACCCAUAUUGUCCUUACAAAUGCUCUGGUCCUGUUUGUACACAUUACACACAGGUUGUUUGGGCAACAAGUAGCAGAAUAGGUUGUGCAAUUAAUUUGUGUCAUAACAUGAACAUCUGGGGACAGAUUUGGCCAAAAGCAGUCUAUCUUGUAUGCAAUUAUUCUCCUAAGGGUAACUGGUGGGGUCAUGCUCCAUAUAAACCUGGCCGACCCUGUUCUGCAUGUCCCCCUAGUUUUGGAGGAGGUUGCAGAGAAAAUCUUUGUUAUAGAGAGGAUUCAGAAAGGCCUUAUUCUCCCCAUGAACCAGAAGAGGAAACCAAUGAGAUUGAACGGCAACGAUCCAAAGCCCAGGAUGCAACGGCGCAAAGCCGGCCAAGAACUCAUUCACCUUCAGGCUCUACAGGCAACGAUGACAGUGAGAAAAAUGAAGUAAUAAGCACACAGCAAAUGUCUCAGAUUGUUUCAUGUGAAGUACGUCUAAGAGACCAGUGCAAAGGAACAACUUGCAAUAGGUAUGAAUGUCCUGCUGGCUGUUUGGAUAGCAAAGCCAAGGUUAUUGGAAGUGUACAUUAUGAAAUGCAAUCCAGUAUUUGUAAAGCUGCCAUACAUUAUGGCAUCCUAGACAAUGAAGGUGGUUGGGUUGAUGUCACUAGGCAAGGAAGGAAAAAUUACUUUAUCAAAUCUUAUAGAAAUGGUGUUCAGUCAAUUGGAAAAUACCAAUCUGCCAAUUCCUUCACAGUCUCUAAAGUUACAGUUCAAGCUAUCACCUGUGAAACAACAGUAGAACAAUUGUGUCCUUUUCAAAAACCAGCCUCACACUGUCCAAGGGUGUAUUGUCCUCGUAACUGUAUGCAGGCAAAUCCACACUAUGCUCGAGUAAUUGGAACACGAAUUUAUUCUGAUAUAUCCAGUAUCUGCCGAGCAGCUGUACAUGCUGGUGUAGUCCGCAACCAAGGUGGUUACGUUGAUGUUAUGCCUGUAGACAAAAGAAAGGUGUACAUUGCUUCCUUUCAAAAUGGGAUAUUUUCAGAAAGUUUACAGAAUCCUCCAGGAAGCAAGGCAUUCAGAGUAUUUGCUGUUGUUUGAGUCUAGCGAGAAGAAUGUAAAACAGGCAAGUGAAAACAGAGCACUUGGAAGAGAAUAAUAGAGGCCAUUUCUUGUAAUUUCUAUAAUUUGUAUAAAGCUGUAACAUUCUUGUACAGAGUAUAUAUACUGCUUUCCACCAAAAAAGUUUAAAUUACAUAUAUAUCUUAAUGAAAAUAUCUGUAAAAGUAAACAUGGGAGAAAAAUUCAGUUGAAAAUGUAUAUUGAUAUAUAACAAUAUUUUGAAUCCUGUGUUAAUUAUUGCUAUAUUUUCUUAGCAGUUACUCUUAUACAGUUAAUUCAAAGCUCAUAAAUGUUCUGUUUUCUUUAUGAUAUUAUUAUGAUAUUUCAAUAUGACUUUUUUAUAAUAUUGUAUGGUGCUUUAUAUAUGCCACUAACAGUAACCUUAAAACUAUACCAUAGGGAGGCCUGAGUUUUUAUUUCCAAUGUACAUAAAAGAAGCCAUCCUAAUAAUUCAGUAUAAUAAAUCGUGCCUUAAAGUGAAAUAAAUAUCUAUAUAACUUUUUGAUGAUUUACAGUAGCAUUAGCCAUGCAAGCGUAAAUGAAGAGCUAGACUGUUUUCAAUUUCACACUAAUCGUGACAAGUACAAAUACCAAUUUAAAAUAAAAUAGAAAACCUGGAGAAGUCCUGGGUCGUAUUAGUAUGUUUUCAUCUCAAGAAGUAUUUCAAUGAGAGUGGUCCAUUCAUGUUUGUUAUUUCUUAAAUAUUUUAAAUAAAACAUUUAUUGGAUGCUGGUGA